Oldenlandia corymbosa var. corymbosa is the source of this 198-nucleotide messenger RNA. The record is from the annotation of a GenBank genome assembly. Lineage: Eukaryota; Viridiplantae; Streptophyta; Magnoliopsida; Gentianales; Rubiaceae.
AUGACAGUAAAACCAACUGUUGCCCUCAGAGCUGUACUUGUUGGUGGAAUCGCUGCAUUUGCUAAAAUUGCUGGUGCAAUGAAAGCUGCCGGCGGCGUUAAAGUAGGUGCAGCCGCUGCCGCAAUGACAGCUGCAGCAUCUGCAGCCAUUGGAUCAAAGCAGGAAAAGAAAGAAGGUGCUAAGCAACCUUCAAAUUGA